Papaver somniferum (opium poppy) is the source of this 2190-nucleotide messenger RNA. RefSeq lists its product as uncharacterized. Bases 1 to 2190 code for a protein of 729 amino acids. The transcript is spliced from 4 exons. The record is from RefSeq and is a predicted model, not a curated record. Gene Ontology annotation, molecular function: catalytic activity. Lineage: Eukaryota; Viridiplantae; Streptophyta; Magnoliopsida; Ranunculales; Papaveraceae.
AUGUGGGUCUUUUAUUGGAAUGCUCAAGGCUUGGCUAAAGAUGAUGCAAGGGCCAAGCUGGAAGAGCUAUAUCACUUGCAUAGUCCUGACAUAAUUUGUAUUGUAGAGGCGCAGGGUAACAUUUGGGUCUUGUGGAGAAAUUCUCUAGCCAAGCCGGAUGUUUUAUCUUCUUCAAAGCAGGCUAUCACUUUGAACUUUUCUGGUGAUUUUGUCACGGCAGUUCAUGCUUCUUGGGAUCCGGUGGCAAGGAGAAGACUUUGGCGGCAAUUGGGGCUGGGUUUUAUAUCUAUUCCUUGGUUGGUGUUGGGGGAUUUUAAUUGCGUUUUACGCUUGGAUGACAAGAAAGGUGGUAGGCCGAUAAAAGAAAUCUAUAUGAAUGAGUUUGGUAGUUGGAUUUCCGACAAUGGCUUGGUUGAAGCUGAUUAUAUUGGGAAGAAAUAUACUUGGUCUAAUUAUCGGAGUCGAAUUCAAAGAAUUGUUUCUAAACAUGAUAGAGUGAUUGUUAAUGAGGCUUGGUAUGACAAGUACACUAAUUGGAGGUGUAAAGCUUUGCCUCGGGUGUGUUCAGAUCAUUCCCCUCUUUUUGGGUUUGUGUUUGAAAACCCACGGCCAAGUCGAGUGCCUUUCAGAAUUCAAAAGAUGUGGCUUUCACAUCCUUCUUUUAUGCAAUUGGUGGAAGAUAAUUGGAGGUUACCUCUUGCGGGUGCGCCUCCUUUUGUGUUCACUUCUAAACUGAAGAGAUUGAAGGAGGCAUUGAGGAUUUGGAAUAGAACGGUUUUUGGUGAUGUUCAGUUUCGUUUAAGGCAAGAUGAAUUGAGACUUGAGGUUGAGAAUGAUCUGUUGGAUUAUGACCACAGAAACGAGUUGCAGUUUGUGAAAGUUGCGGAUGCUAAAAAUGUUGUUGAUGAUGUGCAUACGGAGUUGGCAGUUAUGCUUAAAUUGAAGUCGAGAGUUACUUGGUUGGAAGAUGGCGAUCAAAAUACUCGAUUUUUUCACAAUAACAUUCGCAUGAGGAGGAGUCAAAAUACUAUCUCUGAAUUGAAGAUUUCUACUAAUUCUACUUUGUUUUUGCAGGAUGAGAUCAAAGAUUACAUAGUUAAUCAUUAUCAAGCAAAAUUCAAUGGUGGUGAAGUUGAAAUUGAUCCAAGGAUGUUUGAAAUUGAUCAUGAUAGCAUUUCAGCUGCUGAAAGCGCUUUUAUGGAUGCUAUUCCGUCUUUGGAGGAAGUUAAGGCCGCAGUUUUUGACUUAGGUGCGGAUUCGGCGCCUGGACCUGAUGGCUUUAAAGGUUCUUUCUAUAGACAUUGUUGGAAUAUUAUUUCUGGAGAUCUGUUUAAUGCCAUUGCAAACUGUUGGGCGAUGCGAAAAAUUCCCAAUGGCAUUAACUCUAGCUUUAUUGUUCUAAUUCCGAAAAAUAAUAAAUCUAAUGCUAUUAAAGAUUAUAGGCCAAUCGGUCUAAGUAAUUUUUCUUCAAAAUCAUUACAAAGAUUAUGGCUACCAGACUUGGCAUUUGAUACGGUCAGUUGGGAUUUCAUAUUUGAGGUUUUUCGGCUGUAUGGCUUUUCCGAGGCUUGGUGUAGUUGGCUUCUAAUUAUUUUAAGUUCUGAUCGGAUUUCUGUCAUGGUUAACGGCUGCCCUGAAGGUUUUUCAGCAUCUCUAGAGGACUGCGGCAAGGAUAUGCUUGGAAUGUAUCAACGUGCUUCUGGUCAAUUUGUGAGUUAUGCCAAAAGCAAAUUUUAUUAUGGUGGUGAUAGGGGCUCUCGCGCAAUUGCUAUUGCAAAUUUUAUGGGCAUGGAAAGAGCUUUGUUUCCUGAUAAAUAUUUGGGAAUUCAACUGAAGCCCGGUAUUGUUAGACACAUUCAUGUUCGUCAAGUGGUGGAGAAGAUUAUGGACAAGUUGGCUGGUUGGAAGGGUAAGCUGUUUUCUUUCCAGGCCAGGAUAGUUUUGAUUAAAUCGGUGAUUUCCAGCUAUGUUAUUCAUUCCAUGGCUGUGUAUAAGUGGCCAUGUACGGUUAUUAAGCAGGUUGAGAGGGCCAUUCGAAAUUUUAUUUGGUCUGGUGAUGCUGAAAAACGUAAAUAUUUUACGGUUUUAUAUGAUGAUCUGUGUUGUUCAAAGCGUGAAGGUGGUCUUGGUAUUCAGAAGCUAUUGGAUGUUAAUAAGGCAAUGCUUAUGAAGUUGUGGGUUUCGAUUUGA